Peromyscus leucopus (white-footed mouse) is the source of this 216-nucleotide messenger RNA. RefSeq names its product cytochrome c oxidase subunit 6C-like. The record is from RefSeq and is a predicted model, not a curated record. Bases 1 to 216 code for a protein of 71 amino acids. The transcript has a single exon. NCBI's taxonomy places the organism in Eukaryota, Metazoa, Chordata, Mammalia, Rodentia, Cricetidae.
AUGAGUUCUGGUGUAUUGCCAAAACCUCAGAUGCAUGGUCUUCUGGCCAAAUGCCUGCAGGUUCACAUUGUUGGCACAUUCAUUGUGGCCCUGGGAGUUACUGCUUCCUGUAAGUUUGGCACGUCUGAACCCAGAAAGAAGGCGUAUUCAAAUUUCUACAGGAAUUACAACUCCAUGGAGGACUUUGAAGAGAUGAGGAAGGCUGGUAUCUUCUAG